GACGGCAAAGCAACACGCGGGCUACGCCGAGGUUCGGUUUCGCGUGCGUUCCUGCCUUAGUUUUGUUUAUUUUUUCCAUCUCUUUCUUCUGUUGUACGUCGCUUUAUCACCCGCCAACAGCCGUGUGCGUGCGUGCAGGGAACAAAAGUUGGCUAAGAAAAAGAAGGCAGAGCGGGAUCGUACCGUGUGGCACGCGGAUCGGAUGCAAACGUUUUUCGAUCAAUCGCAGCCACGAUCACACGCACACGUGCGCUUUUGGUAGUGCGGUUUUUAUUUUGCUGUGUAGCCGAGCUUGUUGUUUUUCCCUCCCCUUUUGUGCGUUCUUGCGGUCCGUGGCGAUUGUUUGUGUACCCUUCGUCGCAGCUGAAGCGUAACAAAUAAUAUAAUCAUAUCGCAUGUGGCGACCAGUGAACGAAUUACCUGAUGGAGUGCUGAAGUCUAAUCGCGUCCCAACCCGGCAGAUGCUAGUGUGCGUAGUUUGGUGCGGAAAAUUAUAUUGAAAUAGUGCACGAAAGUUGAAAAGUGUCGGAAUACUGAAGUGUCUGUUUAAUCAUAAAACAUGAAACGUGCUGCGUAGUGAAGAUCGUUUUAAGUGCUCCUGUCACUGAAAGGGAAUUAAAGAAUAUUCCGUCCGUCUAAGAUUUCGCGUCCGUACAAUAGUGAUCGAAAUGAGGAUCAUACAUCAUCCAGGACGUGCGAUUGAUGCGAGUCUUUCGCUCGAACAGCGUAGUGCAAUGGGUGCCCUGUAUGAAGCGAACUGGAACAAGGUACAGUCGAGUAUGAACUCGCUGAUCGAGAGCCAUCAUGAGACAAACCCGUACGAAACGGUAGGACUUCCAACGGUCAGACCCAUCAAUCUGGAGCCCUAUCGAACGUCGACCGUAACCGGUUCUUCUGAGGACGACGAAGGUCUCCCCGAUGAGGAGGAGCGUGAUACGUUUCAGGAGGGUAAUGGCGUCCUGAAGGCACUGAACGGAUAUCGGCCAGCUACGAUUAGGCGAGCCCGUCAGCGACAGUAUCCAGAGUGGGACGAGCUGAAAGACCCGAAAGAUUCCACCGAUGAUCCAAGCGCCACCAAAUAUCAUACCGUCCGGGGGCGGAUGUUUGAAAACACUCACAAUCCUCGACCGGCCCUGCGAGGUUCCAGUAUGGCCGAGUUCGAUGCGGGGCACUACGCGAACCUGCACUCGGCGGAAGACCGUGUUCCGGCUGUUCCAGCGCGCAAUUCAACCUUGAAGCGUUCGAACACGGUAGCGGCACAAACACCUUCCGCUCAGCAGAGAACACUCGAUCGACGGGAACUGUUUCUGCACCAACAGCAACAUCAGUACCAUCCUCCACCGGAGCAGCAAUCGAGAAGGGAACGCGUUAGGCAACAGAAACCGAUGGACGAGUACUCGGAUCAUCUGCACCGUCCAGUCAGUCACUAUCCGGACCCGAUGGCCGGUCUCGAAAGCAAGCUGAGAUCUAGCGCGAUCUGUGAUAAUGGUACCGGCGGUGCCCGGUAUCGUGAUAAAUCCAGCCCGGCCGACUAUCGCCGUGGUAGCGAUGAUAGCGAGAGCAAUCUGUCGAUCGGUGAUCGUAUGACGUCCUACCGAUCGGAUAACGAUCUCUGUACGCAGAUCUACCGCGAGGGCAGUCGGAAUGGCUCGUUGGCAAGUAUACCGCGGGCGACGGCUACACUCUCACGCAACCGAACCAUCAAGGGUCGCCCAAUAUUGGAAGAUAUUCCAGCGGAUCUGUUGCCACGGUUAGAACCGGAGAAACCUAAACGAGCCGGCAAGAAGGUUGGGUUUGGUAAGAUGCUGUACAAUACGAUUUCGGCUGGCACAAAGUUCCCGCGCACAUUGCUCAAGUCUCACUUCGGAGCGGGAGGUGGUGGAGUGCGGGAAGGUGGUGAUACGUCCGAGUACGAUAGUGCCACCGGUUAUCAGGACUCACCACUCUCUUCGAUGUCCUCCGCCUCAACGUCCUCAGCUUCUUCCUCGCCACCGGCGUCCUCUAAGUCGUCAUCGUUCAAGAAACUGUUUGGCGGCGGCGGAACAAGCAGUGGUAGCAGAAGCACUAGCAAUAGCAGCACCGGCAGCAACAGUACCGGCUCUGCCAACGUGCAUCAGCAGCGCCGUCCGCAGUUUAGUGACGAUUGUGAUGAUACGUACAUUAUUGCCUCACGACACGGUCCAGCCGGUGGCAAGUUUCCGUCGCUGGUUCCGGUGCAUACGUACGCACGGAAGCGACGCACGGGUAAUUUGAUCGCCAACGAACCCAUCUACGGCAACGUGGAGGAGAUCUACGCCAAUCCUGACGAGGGUCGCGUUGAGGUGUCGCGCGAAGGCAAAUACCUGUCGACGCUAUCCGGUGCUAAGGUUCUCGGUGAGCUAGCCAUCCUGUAUCACUGCCAACGGACGGCCACCAUCACAGCCGCCACCGACUGCAAACUUUGGGCGAUCGAGCGACAAUGCUUCCAGACGAUCAUGAUGCGAACGGGGCUGAUACGGCAGGCCGAGUACUCCGAUUUCCUCAAGAGUGUACCGAUCUUCAAAAAUCUACCGGAAGACACGCUCUGCAAGAUAUCCGAUGUGCUGGAAGAGUGUUACUACCAGAAAGGUGACUACAUCAUCCGCCAAGGUGCCCGUGGCGACACGUUCUUCAUCAUCUCCAAGGGUCAGGUGCGCGUGACGAUACGUCAACCGGACACGCAGGAAGAAAAGUUUAUCCGCACGCUCGGGAAGGGCGAUUUCUUCGGCGAAAAGGCUCUGCAAGGGGAUGAUCUACGCACAGCCAACAUUAUCUGUGACUCACCGGAAGGAGUUACCUGUUUGGUGAUCGACCGGGACACGUUCAAUCAGCUGAUCUCGAACCUGGAUGAAAUCCGAAACCGCUACAACGAUGAAGGUGUUAGCGAGCGGAAGAAGUAUGUACAAUGUUUUCCUCCGCUGUUUUCCACGCUGCCACAUUCUAACGCUUUUUCAAUUUGCAGGAUUUACGAAGAGUUCCGGGAGGUGAAGCUGUCCGAUCUGCGUGUCAUCUCUACGCUCGGUGUCGGUGGCUUCGGGCGCGUCGAGCUGGUACAGCUCGCCCAAGACAAAUCGCGAUCGUUCGCACUGAAGCAGAUGAAGAAGGCACAGAUCGUGGAGACGCGCCAGCAACAGCACAUUAUGUCGGAAAAGGAAAUUAUGAGUGAGGCAAACUGUGACUUCAUCGUGAAGCUGUACAAAACGUUCAAGGAUCGAAAGUAUCUGUACAUGCUGAUGGAGAGCUGUCUCGGUGGUGAGCUGUGGACGAUCCUGCGCGACCGUGGACACUUUGACGACGGUACCACACGCUUCUACACGGCCUGCGUGGUCGAGGCGUUCGAUUAUCUGCACUCGCGCAACAUCAUUUAUCGUGACCUGAAACCGGAGAACCUGCUGCUGGACGUGUCCGGGUAUGUGAAGUUGGUUGACUUCGGGUUCGCUAAGAAAUUGCAAUCAGGUCGAAAAACGUGGACGUUCUGUGGUACACCGGAGUACGUUGCGCCGGAAGUUAUUCUCAACCGAGGCCAUGACAUCAGUGCCGAUUAUUGGUCGCUUGGAGUGCUCAUGUUCGAGUUGCUGACCGGUACACCACCAUUCACCGGUGCAGAUCCGAUGCGCACGUACAACAUCAUCCUGAAGGGUAUCGAUGCGAUCGAGUUCCCGCGCAACAUCACCCGCAAUGCCAGUGCGCUGAUCAAGAAACUGUGCCGAGACAAUCCGACUGAGCGUCUCGGGUACCAGCGGGGAGGCAUCAGUGAAAUCCAAAAGCACAAGUGGUUCGAUGGCUUCUACUGGGAAGGAUUGCGGAAUCGUUCACUACCACCGCCGAUCCUGCCGAAAGUACAGAGCGUCGUCGACACGGCUAAUUUCGAUGACUAUCCGGCCGAUCCCGACGGUCCACCGCCGGACGAUCUGUCCGGAUGGGACGAUGAUUUCUAAGCUAAACGUCUUUCCUGCUUUAAGAUCUUUCGCGCUAAAAUCCUCCUAACGUUUUGCUUACCGUCCCGCAGCUGCACGUGGUUCGCUGUCCGCACGUGUGCGCAAUUGUUCCUUCGAGAGAUAGAGAGAAAGAGAGAGAGAGAGAGAGAGUGAUGUAUGUUCUUGUGGCUGAUAUUUGUUUGACUCUGUGUGUGUGUGUGGGGUGUGUGAAUGGGUUGUGCGGAACACGAUCACUUUGCGGGACGAUUGUUUUCGUAACAGUUAUUGUUGUAGCGUUUUUUAUACAUAUUUUACAAAUUUUAUCAUUUUACCCAUUACACAAGAGGCGAAGAAGAUGUUCGAAAAAGGCGUGUGUAAUUGUUUUUUUUUAAUGGAUGGAAGAGAAAAGUUUAGUAACUUCACUUAUACGCAUAUCAAUAAUUGGAAAGAGAAAGUAAUAGAGGAUUGAGAACAGCAUCGUCCAUGUCAUGUGUAGAUGGGUAGACCCUUCGUCCGUUGUGACCCAUCUAUUUCGCUUGCGUAAAAAUUGCGUGUAAGGUUCGCCGCCUACCACCGUUUAACGCGGCCACUAGCUAACACAGAUUUGCUUAUACAAAAACAGCUAACCUUUUUGCGGUAAGACCAACCGUUCGUUGGUCAAACUUUAACAUGAGUACACUGAUUCGCGGGUGGAAUGGUGGUUUUCCGGCACGGUGUAAGAUGGAGCUCGGUGGAAAUGAGUGUAUGUUUGUUUGUUAAUGUGUUUGUGCAAUCGAGAUUCUGUAAAGUAUACCUAUUAAAAGCCUGUACAUAAAUGCGCGUCAAAAUUCACGUGGGUGCAUUAGUAACACAAUUGCUGGUUAGCGGUUUACCGGUUAUGACCGUGGCAAGCACGGCAAGCAGCAGUGAUCGCUUGUGUGUAUGGUCUGUUAGUUUAACUGUUUUAUUAAAACAAAGAUGCAUGUACAGUAGAAGAAUCAUGCAAACUCUAGUGUCCUUUCAGCAGCUGGUUAGAAAUCAGACUUAGUUUCUAGCAUCGUUCAAACUGAGCAACAAUAAAUUCGUAAUCCGUGUA
Molecule: messenger RNA, 5010 nt
Organism: Anopheles stephensi (Asian malaria mosquito)
Lineage: Eukaryota; Metazoa; Arthropoda; Insecta; Diptera; Culicidae
Gene: for
Product: cGMP-dependent protein kinase, isozyme 2 forms cD4/T1/T3A/T3B
Exons: 8
Coding region: 669-3956 (1095 amino acids)
Biological process (GO): protein phosphorylation
Molecular function (GO): ATP binding; cGMP-dependent protein kinase activity
Source: RefSeq, a predicted model, not a curated record